UCGAUGCAAUUUUAUUCAAAAGAAACAGAUAUUAAGAUAAUUAUUUAGAUAAAUAAUUUGAGAGACUCUGCCAAAACACUGUCAGAUUUUGCAAACAUUAGCAAGAUGCUGAAACAUAAUUUCUUAAAGACAUCAUGGUGUAAAUUACGCACGCGGUAUGUACAUAAAAAUGCCUUUCUCUCGGAGGCACCUAAAAGUAAAGAAUGUGAAGUUGCAAAGAUACGUAACAUUGGCAUAUUGGCACAUAUUGAUGCUGGAAAAACAACUACAACUGAAAGGAUGCUAUAUUAUUCGGGUCUUAUCAGAAAUAUGGGAGAAGUUCAUCAUGGUAAUACUGUGACUGAUUAUAUGGAACAGGAACGUCAGCGUGGCAUAACAAUCACUUCAGCUUCUGUUACAUUCAAUUGGAAAGAUUAUCACUUCAAUUUAAUAGAUACUCCUGGUCAUAUUGAUUUUACCAUGGAAGUCGAACAAACUUUGCAGAUAUUAGAUGGUGCGAUUGUAGUCCUAGAUGGUUCUGCUGGUGUAGAAGCCCAGACAUUAACAGUUUCCAGACAAGCAGAUAGAUAUAAUAUACCUCGAAUAAUCUAUGUUAAUAAAAUGGACAGAGCAGAUGCUGAUUUUGAUAUGAGUAUACGAUCUAUUGAAUCUAAAUUAAAUGUCGAAACUUUGCCUACACAGAUCCCUAUAAAGGAGGCAGGAGUUUUAGAAGGUAUUAUAGAUGUGAUAACUAUGGAAAAAUUAACAUUUGAUAAGAAACAUCAGGGUAUAAAUUUAACAAGAACAAAAAUCACCAAGGACAACGAUGGAAAACUAUGGGAUAUUGUUAGUGAGAGACGACGAGUAUUAACUGAUAGACUAUCCGGUCUGGAUGACGAAUUAGCAGACAUUAUUAUAGAACAAGAAUCCCUGGAAAAUGUGCAGCCACAAAUGUUGAUCGAGUCUUUACGCAGAGUCACCAUAAACAGGAAGGGUGUGCCUGUAAUGUUAGGAAGUUCCUAUAAGAAUAUAGGAGUGCAACCUUUGAUGGAUAGCAUUAUUCUUUACCUGCCGUCGCCAACAAGUGUAAAUCAACCGAAUCCGUAUCAAUGUUUUGAAAAUAAUCUGGCAGCCAGAGUCUUCAAAAUUGUUCAUGAUAAGCAGAAGGGCCCAAUCACUUUCUUCAGGAUUUACUCGGGCAAUAUGAAGAGGAAUCAGAAACUGUACAAUAUGAUGCGCGAAAACGAGCAAUGUACUCGCUUGUACGUCGCUUGCGCUGACGAUUAUGAGGAAGUAGCCGAGGUGAGUUACGGUAAUAUCGCAGCUGUGAGUGGGCUGAAGAGCACCAUCACAGGUGACUUAGUGACGACGAAUGUAUCUACAUUUACGUCCAGAAUGAGUUUGCUCGAUCCCGUUUUCUGUUCUAUAGAACCGCCCUCCCUUUCGGCGCAGUCUGCCUUAGAAACCGCUCUUCAGGAACUGCAGAGAGAAGAUCCUAGCUUGCAUGUGAACGAUCCGGAGACAGAACAGACUGUUCUCGGGGGGAUGGGAGAACUGCACAUAGAUAUCAUCAAGCAAAGAAUCAGGACGGAGUACAAAAUCGAUGUAGAUCUCGGUCCCUUACAGAUUGCUUAUAAGGAAACGAUUCAGGAUGCCGUUAGAGAUACACUGUCCAUGGAGCACAAAAUGAAUCAGACGAUGCACAAAGUUACUAUCACUAUGUCUUUAAUUCCGAACUAUGAGGGAAAAGAGAAACUGCUUCUGGACAGGUCUCCAGAAAACGCUUCGAAUAUUGAUAGCAUUCAUCCGCGAGUAAUGAGUGCGAUUAAAAACGGCGUAAAUGCUGCAUUGUUACAUGGUGUGAAAUUAAGUUGUCCGGUGAUUAAUGUUGGCGUCAAGCUGCAUUGGCUGGAAGUAACACGUCAUACCUCGGAUACUAUUAUAUCCGCCGCUGUCUUACAAUGCAUUCAAAAGUUACUCCAAAAUGGAAAUAGUUUGUUACUAGAACCCAUAAUGCAAUUGGAAAUCAUUACAUCGGAAGAGUAUUCCUCACGUAUCAAUGCUGAUCUUACUCGUAGACGAACGACAAUACAACAAAUUGAUAUACGUGGCAAUAAUAAGGUGAUUAGAGUUCUUGCGCCAUUAUCAGAAUUAAUGGGAUACUCAACAACAUUGAGAAUUAUCUCAUCUGGCAAUGCAACAUUCUCAAUGGAAUUUAGUCAUUAUCAAUUAAUGAGUCCAACCGACGAGGAGGAAGCUAUUAAAAAAUCCAAAGGAUUCUAAAAUAAUAUAAACAAUGAAUAAAGUGAUAAUAUUACCGAAAA
Molecule: messenger RNA, 2303 nt
Organism: Pogonomyrmex barbatus (red harvester ant)
Lineage: Eukaryota; Metazoa; Arthropoda; Insecta; Hymenoptera; Formicidae
Gene: mRRF2
Product: mitochondrial ribosome recycling factor 2
Biological process (GO): mitochondrial translation; ribosome disassembly
Cellular component (GO): mitochondrion
Molecular function (GO): GTP binding; GTPase activity
Source: RefSeq, a predicted model, not a curated record